This is a messenger RNA of Rhizoctonia solani, 1890 nucleotides long. Its product is annotated as ribosomal RNA small subunit methyltransferase mra1. The record is from RefSeq and is a predicted model, not a curated record. The transcript has 12 exons. Bases 1 to 1890 code for a protein of 629 amino acids. Gene Ontology annotation, biological process: rRNA base methylation. Gene Ontology annotation, molecular function: rRNA (pseudouridine) methyltransferase activity. Lineage: Eukaryota; Fungi; Basidiomycota; Agaricomycetes; Cantharellales; Ceratobasidiaceae.
AUGAGCAUCAAGGCCCGUACUCGCCGACACUCACAAACAGGGCCUAAUCCUCGAGAGUUUACUGUUAAUCACCUCUCACGUAAACGCUCUCAAUCGAUGGAGCAGCUCACUCGUAACCCGCGAGUAGUCAAGGUUCCGAGGGCCGAACAAGCUGUCGAAUCUGACUCUGAAUCCGAUGUCGAGGAUAGUUCUGGACCAUCUGAAGAGCCGAGAGAAAAAGAGAAUGAAGAAGACGCGAUGGACACAUCUCCCGACCGCCCCACUCGCCCCCUUCCUAAUUCUAAACGCCGGGUGAUCCCGACGAAUCCGACGAUGGUACCCGUUCAGGCGACUGUUCCGCGUACACCCGCUCAAAAAUCCAAUUCACGACGGCUGAUUGUAGUACUUGAGCAAGCAUGCCUAGAGGCUUACAAAGUCUCUUCGAAUUCUGGGAAUGGACGGGAUGCAAAAUAUGCGUUGUUGAACUGCGAUGAUCAUCAAGGCAUAUUGGCGAAGACGGGAAGGGACAUUGCGGAUGCUAGGCCAGAUAUUACGCAUCAGUGCCUGCUUACUUUACUUGAUUCUCCCUUGAACAAGGCGGGGAGGCUGCAGGUUUCAACUUUUACACCGACUGAGCAUUCGCGGCGUAAUGGGUCUGAAAAACUUUUAAAAGUAAUCAAGAAUCCUGUGACAGAUCACUUCCCAACCAAUACAUACAAAAUCACGUUGUCCGGAGACUCUCAGACCGUGAAACUGUCAAACUACCUUCCUACGCUGCCUGAGACCCAUUCGAUUGCUGUAUUUGUGGGCGCGAUGGCCAGGGGGAAGGAUGACUUUGCUGAUGCUAUCGUGGACGAGAAAAUAUCGAUUAGUGAUUAUGCGUUAUCUGCAUCUGUUGCAUGCGGUAAAUUCUGUUGUGCAUUGGAGGACCUGUGGGACAUUGACUUUCCACAAAUCCUCCCUCCUGUUUUAGAUUCAGUUUUUACGAAGAUGCCUCCUGCUGCUCCUGUAGACCCACUCGCUGGACGCGUUGGCCAUCUCACGCCCGAACAAGAGCAGACGUUGGCCCAGUUCAAGGCAGAACUCCAGACCGAGGGUCACUUUGUUCCCGAGCGACAUGAUGAUCCCACAUUAUUGCGGUUUUUGCGUGCGCGCAAAUUUGACUUGGUCAAAUCCAAGGAAAUGAUAAUUGCGUGCGAGGAAUGGCGCAAGAAAUUCGGAGUUGAUGAUAUUGUCAAAAACUUUCACUUCAAGGAAAAGGAACAGGUAAACAAGUUUUACCCUCAAUACUACCAUAAGAUGGACAAGGAUGGGAGGCCUGUAUACAUUGAGCGGCUCGGGUCCGUAAACGUCACGGAACUGGCAAAGGUGACAACAGAGGAGCGACAGCUUCAAAACCUUGUGCUCGAGUACGAACGUUUCCUGCAUGAGCGUCUUCCCGCUUGCUCCGCGGCUGCUGGCGCGCCCGUCGAGACAUCGUGUACGAUCCUCGAUCUCAAGGGAGUUGGCAUCGGUAGUUUCUUCAGUGUCAAAGACUACGUCAUGAAAGCCUCCGCCAUUGGCCAGAAUUACUACCCCGAGACCAUGGGUAAAUUCUACAUCAUAAACACUCCGUUUAUGUUUUCCACUGUCUGGAAUGUAAUCAAACCUUGGCUUGACCCUGUCACUGUUGCGAAGAUCUCUAUUCCCAGCUCGAGUGCUACCGAGAAAGAGCUGUUGGCGCAGAUUCCGAAGGAGAACUUGCCCGCGGAUUUAGGGGGCUCUUGCAACUGUCCUGGUGGUUGCUCGCUUUCUGACCAGGGACCUUGGAACGACCCCAAGUACAAGGACAUGGCCAAGAACAAGGUCAAGGCUCCGACAGCUACGACAACUGCUCCAGAGGCCACCCCAGAGGCCACCCCUGCUGCUUAG